CUCGUGUCAGUUGCUAAUCCCAACAUCUAGCGAAAACUCGGUCCGUGGUCACAAAAAUGCUAGAGACAUCAGAAGAUCUAAAGAACACACACACUAGACUAGCAAGCAAAGGGUACACAAGCCCGAGGAGGUACACCUACAAUCCCUGCAGCACGUUUGCGUGCUCACAACUGAACUACACGCCCACACACUACAAUUCGACUGCAGCAGCAGCAUAAACCCCCUUGUCCCGCAUUUAACCAAAAUGAAUGUUUGUCGACUACAGCGUACUGCUGUCUGAAGUGCUGUCUGUACAAUAAUAACACCAUGGUGUAUGCAUGGUACAUAAACUCGGGGCAUGCAGCUGCUGUCUGAAGAGCUGUCAGAAUGAGUCCGUGGAUAUACAAUGAAGAAGAACGCCCAACCAAAGCCAUCAUUGAAAUUUACAAUCACCCGAAUCUAUCCAGAUCAUCUGUGUUAGGCACAGCAGUGUAAACAUCGACACUGACGAGGAAUCGUUCCACACAUUGAAGGGGUCUUCCACGAUGCAGAUGAAGACGCACCUGCACCGCCAGCGCCACCAGGCGCUUUCGCUUUCACCCAUGUCUGUUGCUAAGACGGUUUCUUACGGGCCUGUACGGCGCCACCACGCGAUUGCCUACGCUGCCUGUCUUCCAACUCAACAGCGCGCUACUCGAUCGCAACAUUUCAAGCAAUCUCAAAGACUAGCUUAGGGUUACUGUUUCAGCUACCUUGCAUGUGGAGCUUGCUUUCCACCUUGACCUUUCGCUCGGGCGGAGCCAACCCAGCCACAACUGCUUCCCUGAUUGAUGACAGCAGCCGGACCUUUCUUGAACAUGCCCGCGGAGUCGCGGAAAACGCGUUCAGCACAAGGAUUUUCGAGUUAGUGCUCGAGGCGGCUUUGAACAGCGUCGAUCCGAUCGAUAGCAGUAGCCUCAGUUCCCAUGGCUACCAAACGAGUCACCGCAGCGGCCGCAAUCGAACACUCAAUGGUAUCGUCCGUCCAGCAUUCAGCAUGUUUGGCCAGAGCCUCACGCAGGUCAGUUUCUUGGGGUUCGGUGCCAUCAAAGUAUGUGCGCGACAGGCAUUUGGGGAUAGACUGGCCCAGCAAUUGAGACACAGUGAGCAGCGGGCGUUUGGUGGACUGCCCACGGUUGCAGAGACCUAUGCUCCACUCGUAUUCGUUGUACAGCGUAUAGAACCGCAAGAACGAAGCUCUCGACAAAGUGCGUCAUACUCGGGCGGUUUGGGCCCAUUGCCCAAGACCAAAUCGGUAAGCCCACCCUGAAUCUCAUCAACCUCUUCAGCAGAACCUUGCUGUUCGCCAAACGCCCCUAUGCCGGCAUUGGAGCGUCUCUGGGCCAUCGCGCCGUCGGAUGCCCGGGCAGAUGAAGACAGCAGCUCCCCCAGCCUAGCCUUGCACUGUGUGCGGCGGGAAAAACACGGAGAAAAUAGCUUGUACUGCUGCUGUCAAGAAAAAAAUUGACUCUGACUGACUCUGGUCGGUCAGUCUGAGGUAUCGAUAACUGCAGGAACGCCUGAAGUCAGGCAGAGCCCAGGGCCAGCGUCUUUCCCCAGUGGCCUCGGGGGGCUGGUCGGUUCAUCUCCUGAGUGAU
This is a messenger RNA of Ectocarpus sp. CCAP 1310/34, 1616 nucleotides long. Lineage: Eukaryota; Phaeophyceae; Ectocarpales; Ectocarpaceae. The record is from the annotation of a GenBank genome assembly.